AUCAAAACCAAACCAAAUACGAGUAAGCAUUCUAAAUCUCAUUCAACCAAUCAAUCAAUAUAAAAACACAUAAUCAUCAUUUUGUCCACACUACAAAACAAAAAAAAAAACAUCAUCGUGUGACAAAACAAUGGGUCUAAUAGAUCUGGAAAAGCACUUUGCAUUCUACAGAACUUAUCAUACAAACCCAUUAAACGUAGCAAUUCAUAUAAUCAUUAUUUUGCCUCUCUUUUUAACUUCUCUUAUUAUUCUUUAUUUCACACCUCCUAUUUUCACACCUUCCCAAACACUCCUUAAUUUUAUACACCCUGUUUUUGUUUUCAAUCUUGGUUUCAUUGUUACACUUUUCUAUGCUCUCUUUUACGCUGCUUUGGAUAUUAAAGCUGGUUCUUUUGUAGCUGUUUUCAUUUUUCUUGGUUGGGUUUCUUCUAGUUUCGUCGCUAAUUCACUUGGCUUCGAACUCGCUUGGAAGGUUGUGUUGGCUACUCAGUUGAUUGGUUUAAUUGGAGGGUCUAUUGGACAUGCGGCGUUUGAGGAGAAACAUGCACCAGUAUUGGAAAACCUUGCUCAUGUUCUUGUAAUCGAACCUUUCUUAGUGAUUCUCGAGAUCCUUCAAUCAACCAUUGGAUAUGAACCAUAUCCUGGAUUUCAGACAAAGGUGAAGGCAAGGAUAGAAGCUAACAUCAAAGAAUGGCAGAACAAGGGACAAAAGAAAAUUUCUUAGGUUGAAAAACUUGUUUAUAAAUGUUAUUGUUGUAGAUCAUUCCUCUGGAAACAGAAACAUAAAUCAAUAUAUGCAGGGUUUGACACAAAAUAUUAAGUACCAAAAGCAAAAUUUGAUAUAUUUGCAGUAGAAAAAAAGUUUUAAUGCAUUUCAAUAAUAAUGUAAUGAUGGCUGAUUUAUUGUCACAAAACAACUUCAUAUGGCUUCAUACUUUAUCUUUAAAUCUUCUAGCACAAGUUUCAUUCAUAAUAGUUCACAAA
Messenger RNA from Trifolium pratense (red clover), 984 nucleotides. RefSeq names its product 2-hydroxy-palmitic acid dioxygenase MPO1-like. The record is from RefSeq and is a predicted model, not a curated record. Bases 131 to 724 code for a protein of 197 amino acids. The transcript is spliced from 4 exons. NCBI's taxonomy places the organism in Eukaryota, Viridiplantae, Streptophyta, Magnoliopsida, Fabales, Fabaceae. Gene Ontology annotation, cellular component: endoplasmic reticulum. Gene Ontology annotation, biological process: sphingoid catabolic process.